AUGGAACUCUUCUCCUAUAGUCAAAAAUGGAGUUCCGUGCAGUGUUUUGACGUAGCGGCUUUGUGUGUACAAAUCGUAUCAAAGUGUGCGUGGUCAAAUGACACUUUCGAGUUGGAAUGGAAGAAGAGAUUUCUUGCCAGUGUUUUUCAUUACCUUGCUAUUAGCGAAAAAGAACAAACUGUCCUGCUUACGUUGCCCGGAGAAAUAGACGAUUCGACUUUUAUUAAUCUUCUAAUAGGCAAUUUUAAACGCUGUGAAGAAAGGGAUAUUCGUGAAGAAGUUAUUUAUGACCUUCUGCUAGUUUGUCUUGGUUUAGCCCAAAGAAGUUCAAACGGUGAAGGCAUGAAACAGAGUGAAGGAAUCGAUAUGAAAGAAAGGGUAGAUAAAGUCAUAUCACGUACGAAAAGCCGUGAACGAAUCGAAGCAAUUUUACCAUCAUCCUCAGAAGUUUUAUCAUCGCAAAUUAUGGAACCAGGGGAAUAUGACUCUCGAGCAAGAACGAUUCUAUUCAAAUGUUCCAAAUAUUUAGACGUCUCUGAAUCUGUGGUCCAGGCCUUGGAAAAAGGUUUGGCGCAGCAUUUAUAUUUUAUGCAGCAACAGAAAAUCAAGGAAGAAUUGAAAUCAAACGAAGUUGACGCCAGUAUACAAGAAUUGCAUGAUAGCGCUAGCACAAGCUUGAUUAAUCAGGAGAAGAAAAAGAAGAAAUGGCGUUGGAUGGCUACUGGUGUUGGUGUAGUCGUUGGUGCAACUGCGAUUGGCUUGACUGGUGGCUUGGCCGCUCCACUUGUUGCAGCUGGUAUAGGGGCGAUAACUGGGGCAGGGGUAAUUGCAACAACCGCCUCAAGUGUUGUAUUAAUGACUUCGUUAUUUGGUAUUGCUGGAGGUGGAUUAGGAGAAGAUGAUAAUGAAGUGACUAAGCCUUGGCUUCCAACAUUUGAAAAUACCGCCAAUUAUAUUGAUACCUUUGCAUUAACCUUUGAUAUUGGAAUUCUCCGAUCACUUGGACGAGCAUUUCGCAGGUUCUUGGCAGAAUCUGCUGUCAAGGUGGCCGCACAAUCAGCAUUGCACAGUACAGUGUUUGCAACUUUAGCGAGUGCUCUUUUACUACCAACGGCACUGAUGAAGGCAGGUGAUCUGAUAGACAAUCCUUGGGCGUUAGGUGUCGAUCGCGCGUAUAAAGCUGGUCUUGUUUUGUCUGAUGUUUUGUGCGAACGAGUUCAAGGAAAACGACCUACCGUAUUGGUAGGAUAUUCAUUAGGCGCCUUGGUGAUUUGGUCAUGCCUAUGCGAAUUGCAGAAAAGGAAAAAAUAUGGAUUGAUCGAUAGUGUAAUACUUAUCGGAGCUCCCGUGCUCUCUACACCUGUUGCUCAAUGGGAAGAAGUAGCCAGCGUGGUUUCUCGUCGGUUUGUGAACGCUUAUGCGACGAAUGAUAUUGUGCUUGGACUGAUUUACAGAAUGCAUUCAUUGAGCCUUAACGUUGCCGGACUUGGACCU
Molecule: messenger RNA, 1494 nt
Organism: Acaulospora morrowiae
Lineage: Eukaryota; Fungi; Glomeromycota; Glomeromycetes; Diversisporales; Acaulosporaceae
Source: the annotation of a GenBank genome assembly